Messenger RNA from Microthlaspi erraticum, 1161 nucleotides. NCBI's taxonomy places the organism in Eukaryota, Viridiplantae, Streptophyta, Magnoliopsida, Brassicales, Brassicaceae. The record is from the annotation of a GenBank genome assembly.
AUGGCGACUACGAAUCCUUUCGAUCUCUUGGACCAUGACUCAGAGGAUAUCAACCAGCUCGUAGCGGCUAAGCCAUUGAAGGUUGUGAAAGCGGCUCAGGUUCAGGCUUCUCAAGCUGUAGUGAAGGACGCCAAGAACGGUCAUGGUAGAGGUCGCGGUGGUGAUGGAAAGCGUGACGGUGGUGGUCUCAACCGCGACGGUGGUAUUUUCAACCGCGACGGUGGUAUUUUCAACCGCGACGGUGGUAAUUUCAACCGUGACGGUGGUGAUUUCAACCGUGGGAGAGUUGGUGGAUACAACAGGGAUUCGAGAAACAAUGAUGGUCCUGCCAAUGGAAACGGAGGCUACAGACGCUCGGAAGAAGGAGAUGGAGCGAGACGUGGUGGGUAUGUUGGUGGAUACCGCCGUGGAGGAGAUUCAGGUGACUCUCGUAGGAACUUUGACCGUCACAGUGGAACAGGUCACCGAAAUGAGUUCAAACGUGAUGGUGCUGGCCGUCGCAACUUGGAAACUACUGAGGAUGAAAUUCCUCCGGUGAAUGGAGAAGCCACAGCAGUUGUGGAGAAGGAUUUGCCUGUAGGUGGCGAAGGUGAAGCAACUGAUGCGAAGGAAGAGAAACCUGUUGAAGUCCGAGAAAAGAGAGAGCCUGAGGUGAUGAGUCUGGAAGAGUAUGAGAAGAUCUUGGAGGAGAAGAAGAAGGCUCUGCAGGCGACCAAGGUUGAGGAGAGGAAGGUUGACACUAAAGUGUUCGACUCCAUGCAACAGCUCUCGAGCAAGAAGAGCAACAACGAUGAUGUCUUCAUCAAACUGGGAACGGAGAAGGACAAGCGCACGGUUGAAAGAGAAGAGAAGACCAGGAAGUCACUGAGCAUAAAUGAGUUUCUGAAACCUGCGAAUGGCGAGAGGUACAGAGGUGGAGGUGGUUACCGUGGUGGAAGGGGAGGACGUGGGCCAAGAGAAGGAGGAGAUCAGAGGUACGGAGAUCAUAGGAACGGAGGAGCUGUAGGAGGAGGAAACCAGAGGAACGGAGGAGCUGUAGGAGGAAACCAGAGGAACGGAGAAGCUGCUGCACCAAAAACUGCCGCACCAAAGAUUGUUGCACCAAUAAUUCCUGCACCAAAAAUUGAGGACACCGUACAGUUCCCUACUUUGGGCAAGUAA